AUGUCGAGUCGACCACUCGUGAUCUCUGCGUCGCUGGCGCUCGUCCCGCCAUUGCUCCUCAGCCUUGCGUUGCGGCUGCACUGGACCGGCUUGCUCUGGGCUUCUCCGCUCCUUCUACUCGGCUGGUCCGUGAUCCUGCUUGCUGCUUUCCUCUACGCUUGCCACAUCGCUGACGCUCAGAGCGACCGACGGUAUCGCUACUCUCACGAGAGCCUCCGAUCCUUACCACGCCUCGCCUUCCUCACGCCGGCAGCUUGGUCGGCACAACGAACGCGCCUGCAGUGGGCCCGCGAAUCGCACAGCUCAGCAUCCGCUCCAUCACGGAAGCGCGCCGAUGCUUCGGCCCUGACUCGAGUCACAGACGAGAUCGUCGAGCUAAUUCUGCGCGACUUUGUCUGCAAAUGGCACACUCCCCUAGCAACAGGGUCGGACAAUCCGACUGCGAAUGACUCGGCCCCCGAGUUUGUCCAGGCAGUGGAGCAGACGAUUCGAAAUGCGCUCGACAAGGUUACCGCCACCAUCAAGCGACUUGAUCAUGCCGAUCUCGUCGUGCGCAGGCUGACUCCCAAAAUUAGCGCGCACAUUCGUUCUUACCGCAAAGCAGAGGCCGCGUUCCGCGGGCCUUCCGAACGUGCUCAGCUCGCCAGCUUCGAGAGCGACCAAAACGAUCUCUUCCUUGCUCGCAAGUUCGAGAAUGGUCGUCUUCAUCCCGCCGUCGGCGACAUGAGCAGUCCCAACACCAGACCUGCAGAGCAAGCCUUCCUUCGAUCGGUGUGUACUCGUCUGCUUCGUGUCUUCAUGCCAUAUCCGGAGAGCGAGAGCCCUUCGGUUCAGAUCAUCGUUCGCGAGCUGCUCAGCUGCACCAUCCUUUUCGCGAUCAUUGAGUCCAUCAGCGAUCCCGACUUCUGGAAUCACCUUCUAGAGCAGAAAGCCGGUGCCGUCAUCCACGAACAGAUCCUGGUCAGCAAGUUGCGCGAUGCUCUGGACAAGCAAGAGACGCUCUCGAGCAUCAAGACCGGCAAAUCACGAGCUGUGCCUUUCAUCGACAUCGAGGCCAAGAACCUCCUGCCUUGGUCGCAGGAGACCAAAAAGCCGGACCAAAAGUCGUUCGAUGCUUUCCUGCGAUCCAUCAAACACGCGACUUCUCUACUCGAGGUUCGCAGAACCAAGAAUGACAUUGCCGUACAGAUCAGAAAGACAAAGACAAACCUAGAACGCCUCUCUGAAGAGCCAUCCAACUCUUCCCGCGCAAAGCUUCAAUCCUAUCUCAAACGCCUCGAGACUGCAUAUGCCCUCGCUGAUCAGAAGAUCGCACAGCUUGGCUCCGACAAGGGCCUUCCAACGGUGUCAGCCAAAGUCUCGGCAGGCGCGGACCCGAAUGCCUCUCGAGUCAAGCUCCACGAUGUCCUACUCAAUCCAUCCAGCCUGUCCUUCUUCAUGGAGUUCAUGGACCGUCGCAAGAGAUCCGUCCUAGUCCAAUUCUGGCUUUUUGUAGAGUCCUUCAAGAAUCCCCUCGAAGACGCCGAACCGGAUCCGUCAACGGACCGAGAGCAGCUCCGCGCUGCAGCGAGUGCCUCUCCGCCAUCCCGAGCAGCCGUGCAGACCCUCAAAGAGGACCUUCGCAUGUUCGACAAGGUCUACUAUUCUUCGCCCGCGAUCAAGGUCUCACAGCGAUACGUCGAGAGUGCCAGACAAUUCCUCAGGGUCGACGACGAGGUCUCCAUCACGGCUCUGCAGGUGAUGCGCGUUAGACGUGACGUCUUGCACGCUCAGAAAGAGAUCUACGAAGACAUGGAGGUGGAGGACUGGCCGCGCUUCCGCGACAGCGAACUGUUCGUCAAGGCCGCCCAAGACCUGGGCCCCAAUGCUCAUCUUGCCGCUGGUCUUGCUUCCAGUGUAGGUUCGCUGGCCGCAGAGGCGCAGCCUUCCAUGGGCCAGAAAGCUGUGGAGGUACAACGUCCGGUCGUACGGUCGACAAAGUCCCACUUGGAGCACUCGGACCUGUUCGGAACGGACAAGCCCGUGGGCGCCGAAGCGAAGCAGCCCGACCUCUUUGGCGAUUCGCCCAGCGGCAGCAGAUCAAAAGCGAGUGCAAAGUCGGACAACUUGGACAUCCUCAUCGGCGGGCGGACUCAGCACGCCGGACCAGACGGAAGGACACCGCUCUUUCGUGAGGAUCCGCUUUUUGACGAACAGGAAGAUGACGGCGAUGAGCAGGGCGACAAUAGCUCCGACUUUAUCCAGGUCGAGAAGAUGGACGAGCUGCAGAGCGUGCUUCAAAGCAUCAUCGAUGACGACCUCGACAAAAGUCGAAAGCGUCCAGGCGCGUUGGCAUCGUCAGGGCCGACCGGCGGCAAGAGCUCGGCACGUAGCAGCGAUCCAGAUGUGAAUGCAGGUUCGACCGACAGCAGGAAGGGAAGCGGCAACUUCAGCAACUCGGACGAUGCUAGUCGACCUCGCACACCUCGGGAAACCACAGCGAUCUCGGUCCUCGACGAAUUCGGGCCGAGCAACGCCUUCGCUGGCCUACCGAGCUUCAAUCUGCGCAAUGAGAUCCAGAAGAUGGAUGCGCAGCUCGAGAAGCUUGAAGCUCAAGCGGACAUCUUGGAGGCGCUGGCCCGCAAAGCCGAGCUGACAGGUGCGAGAAGCAGCGAGACGCGGCUGUUGGCUCAAUCGAUCCAAGCCGUCCGACGAGAAGCCCGCGACAUCCGAUGGCAGCGCAGCCAGCUCGAGCAACAGAUGGCCGAGACUCAGCUGAUCCCCGGACAGACCAAGAUUUCGAUCCAAGACACGAUGAUCUCGAUCGACCACGAAGGCAAAGAGUUCGCGGUCUAUCUCAUCGAAGUUGGCAUCCUGGAGCAGCAAAAUAGCAAGUCCACUGCUCCCAGCAAAGGCGGUGAAGUCAGUACCUCGACAGCGCGUGGCUGGAUCGUUGGCAGAAGGUACUCGGAGUUUUGGGCUCUGCAUCAAGCGUUGAAAGAGCGAUUCGCCGAGGUUCGGGCUCUCGAGUCAGAGUUUCCAGGAAAGAGGCUGGUCGGCCUCGUGCACGCUCCCUUCGUCGAUGCACGGAAAGCGUCGUUGGAGAAGUAUCUGCAGGCUCUGGUGAGGGUCAAAGUGGCUUGCGAGAGUGAGGAACUACGAAUGUUCCUUUCCCAGGAUCCCACCGCCACAACGUCUAGCCUCGGGUCGCGAGCCUCCAGCGACGCCGCCUUCCCUACACAGCCAAUUAGCUCCGGCCCGGCAACACCAGGGAAACAGUCUGCUGCAUUCCCCGGAGGUGCAUUGGUCAAGACUCUGUUCAAAGGCAUGACUGGCGUCGCCGAAGGCCUCGACGACUUGAUCGGCAUCGGUCCGUCCAUGCUUGACGUUGUCGUCCAACGUCUCUCGACGCAGAUGCAGACCAAGUCGAGUGCCUCCCUGGUCCAAGGCAUCGCCGAUAUCGACAUGGUGUCUCAAGCGAUGGACAAAGAUGCCACGCAUGCUGAGCUGCGCGAAGCAGCAGGCGCGGGUACCACGUACUGGACCGAGCCCAUCUGCGAUCUCUUUACCGAGCUUUUCGAGCUGGACGAGAAGAACAACUGGCUCCGUCGUCAAGCCAUCGUCAUCCUGCUGCAGCAACUGUUUGGAUCGACGGUGGAGAGGAAGAUCCGCGAAACCUUCUCUGCCGCGCUUUCACCUACGUCCAUCACCGGGUACGUCACGGCUUUCAAAGCGAGUCUAUGGCCCAACGGCGUGCUGAAGGAACCGACCCCGCCGAGAACGAGGGCCGAGAAGGACCUGCUCAGGGAGAAUGCGAACAGCAAGCUGGCGACCCUCAUCCCCGAGCUCGCAGCCAACUUUGUGGGCCGCGAGAACGCAAGGAAGGGAACGCGCAGAGUGUUCUCCGCAUUGCAGAACAAGCGGCUGAACAAGCAUCUCAUCUAUAGCUUGUUGGACGUCGUUGUGGAUGAGCUGCUCGCCGUGCCGUCCGUUGCACUGGCAGCGAAGGGAUGA
Molecule: messenger RNA, 3993 nt
Organism: Kalmanozyma brasiliensis GHG001
Lineage: Eukaryota; Fungi; Basidiomycota; Ustilaginomycetes; Ustilaginales
Product: Phox homologous domain protein
Exons: 1
Coding region: 1-3993 (1330 amino acids)
Cellular component (GO): intracellular membrane-bounded organelle
Molecular function (GO): phosphatidylinositol binding
Source: RefSeq, a predicted model, not a curated record